Molecule: messenger RNA, 1020 nt
Organism: Medicago truncatula (barrel medic)
Lineage: Eukaryota; Viridiplantae; Streptophyta; Magnoliopsida; Fabales; Fabaceae
Product: AT-hook motif nuclear-localized protein 8
Exons: 5
Coding region: 1-1020 (339 amino acids)
Molecular function (GO): minor groove of adenine-thymine-rich DNA binding
Source: RefSeq, a predicted model, not a curated record
AUGGAUUCACAUGAACUAGAACCACCACACCCUCACCCACACCACCUUCAACCUGAAAAUGUUGCCCCCAAUCCACUCGCAAAGUAUGUACCAACCACCAUGAUGGAACUUGCCACAACUCAAUUCCCUAUUCUCAACAUGGAGAGUAACCCUUCCCCUUUUUUUGAUUCGUUCAACAAUGGCUUUGGUCCUUCCACCUUGAAGCCAUGUGUUGGUGCUUCAUCUGGAUCUGGUUCAAUCAAGAAAAAGAGGGGCCGACCGAGGAAAUACUUCCUUGAUGACAACAUUACUUUGAGCUUGGGAUCAGGCCCGAUCCAUGAUGCUACCAUCACUUAUCCUUCUAAUUCUAUUGUGAAGAAGAGUACAAGGGGAAGAGGAAGGCCUCGUGGCUCUUUUAAGAAGAAGCAGGAGGUUGAAGUGCUUGGAGUUACUGGCACUUCUUUCUUUCCACAUUUGAUCAUUGUGAAUCCUGGAGAGGACAUUGUUGAAAAACUUAUGACAUGUUGUCAGGGAGGAUCUAAUACAGAGAUGUCCAUUCUUUCUGCUCAUGGUUUGGUAGGCAUUGUCUCCCUUCAUCGGGAAGGAAGGAUUGUUACUUAUGAGGACAAGUUUGAACUUUUAUCCCUCUUAGGCACAUUAGAACCAUCUGAUAAUAGUGGUGGUUGUAAGAAAAUGAGUAACUUUAAGGUGUCUCUACUUACUCCGAAUUCACACCUUUUGGCAGGCGUAGUUGUUGAUAAGCUUAUUGCGGCAUCAUUGGUAAAGAUCACGGUGGGUAGUUUUACUUUGAGUGGAAAAAAGGCUAGCUCGAAUAACUUGAAAGUCGGGCCUUCUUUGACGCCAUCGUCCCAAUUUGCUGCUCCAGCCGGUGUUAUCUCUCAAGGGCCUUCAUUUGGUUCCUCUAGUGGCAAUGAGACUAGUCCUUUUAGUCAGGGGUCCGGAAUCUACAAUAAUGCUAAUCAGCUCAUUCCAACUAUAUCGAUGUACCAGAGACUGUUGGCUCGCCAAGUUCAAUUGUAA